Coregonus sp. 'balchen' is the source of this 4239-nucleotide messenger RNA. The record is from the annotation of a GenBank genome assembly. Lineage: Eukaryota; Metazoa; Chordata; Actinopteri; Salmoniformes; Salmonidae.
AUGUUGAGCACGACAGCCACGUCCAUACUCAGUUCACUGGACACCCAGGCCCGUGACGGGUGGGGGACAAUAUGACGGGGAAAGCCUGGUGCUUGGUAGGCCGCACGGAGGAAUUUUGUCAACGGAGUCGAUAUUGAUAAUCAAAAGGCAAAAUCCCCCAGAAUUGCCCAUACUGGCCAAAUUUCAACUCGUAUUGAGGGAACGCUAGUUAAAAUGUCUAGAGAAAUUGCCAGACGUAAUUAAAACACUGCUCACCUGAAAACGGAACAUGUAUCUUUAGUCCGUGAAAGGUACAAUUCUCCCAAGUGCUGGAGGAAGGCGGCGCGCAAAUUACGCAGGACCGGGGUUCGCGUGAGCGCGGCCAAGUCUAUGUGCACGAGUACGUACGCAGGGAGAGGCUGCGACGCAUGGCUUGCCACGACCUUUAACCUCUUCAUCUCUCGGUUCCUCAUAUCCGGGGUACUCCUCCCGCAAUCUCAAACAAUGACAUAGUACGGUUUUUAAACAUGUCAAAUCAAAUCAAAUUUGAUUUGCCACAUGCGCCGAAUACAACAGGUGUAGACAUUACCGUGAAAUGCUUAAUUACAAGCCCUUAACAACAGUGCAUUUAUUUUUUUUAUAGAAAAGUAAAAUAAAACAACAACAACAAAAAAGUGUUAAGAAAAAAAAUGCAGAAGUAAAAUAUAAUAACAGUAGGGAGGCUAUAUACAGGGGGGUACCGGUGCAGAGUCAAUGUGCGGGGGCACCGGCCAAUUGAGGUAGUUGAGGUAAUAUGUACAUGUGGGUAGAGUUAAAGUGACCAUGCAUAAAUAAUUAACAGAGUAGCAGCAGCGUACAAAUAUGGGGGGGGGGGGGGGGGGGGGGGCAGUGCAAAUAGUCCGGGUAGCCAUGAUUAGCUGUUCAGGAGUCUUAUGGCUUGGGGGUAGAAGCUGUUGAGAAGUCUUUUGGACCUAGACUUGGCGCUCCGGUACCGCUUGCCAUGCGGUAGCUGAGAGAACAGUCUAUAGCUAGGGUGUCUGGUGUCUUUGACAAUUUUGAGGGCCUUCCUCUGACACCGCCUGGUAUAGAGGUCCUGGAUGUCAGGAAGCUUGGCCCCAGUGAUGUACUGGGCCGUACACACUACCCUCUGUAGUGCCUUGCGGUCGGAGGCCGAGCAGUUGCAAUACCAGGUGGUGAUGCAACCAGUCAGGAUGCUCUCGAUGGUGCAGCUGUAGAACUUUUGGAGGAUCUGAGGACCCAUGCCAAAUCUUUUCAGUCUCCUGAGGGGGAAUAGGCUUUGUCGUGCCCUCUUCACGACUGUUUUGGUGUGUUUGGACCAUGAUAGUUCGUUGGUGAUGUGGACACCAAGGAACUUGAAGCUCUCAAUCUGUUCCACUACAGCCCCGUCGAUGAGAAUGGGGGCAUGCUCAGUCCUCUUUUUUUCCCUGUAGUCCACAAUCAUCUCCUUUGUCUUGAUCACGUUGAGGGAGAGGUUGUUAUCCUGGCACCACACGGCCAGGUCUCUGACCUCCUCCCUAUAGGCUGUCUCAUCGUUGUCAGUGAUCAGGCCUACCACUGUUGUGUCGUCAGCAAACUUAAUGAUGGUGUUGGAGUCGUGCCUGGCCAUGCAAUCAUGGGUGAACAGGGAGUAAAGGAGGGGACUGAGCACGCACCCCUGAGGGGCCCCCGUGAUGAGGAUCAGCGUGGCAGAUGUGUUGUUACCUACCCUUACCACCUAGGGGCGGCCCGUCAGGAAGUCCAGGAUCCAGUUGCAGAGGGAGGUGUUUAGUCCCAGGAUCCUUAGCUUAGUGAUGAGCUUUGAGGGCACGAUGGUGUUGAACGCUGAGCUGUAGUCAAUGAAUAGCAUUCUCACGUAGGUGUUCCUCUUGUCCAGGUGGGAAAGGGCAGUGUGGAGCGCAAUAGAGAUUGCAUCAUCUGUGGAUCUGUUGGGGCGGUAUGCAAAUUGGAGUGGGUCUAGGGUUUCUGGGAUAAUGGUGUUGAUGUGAGCCAUGACCAGCCUUUCAAAGCACUUCAUGGCUACAGACGUCAGUGCAACGGGUCGGUAGUCAUUUAGGCAGGUUAUCUUAGUGUCCUUGGGCACGGGGACAAUGGUGGUCUUCUUGAAACAUGUUCGUAUUACAGACUCAGUCAGGGACAUGUUGAAAAUGUCAGUGAAGACACUUGCCAGUUGGUCAGCAAAUGCUCGGAGUACACGUCCUGGUAAUCUGUCAGUGUUAUCUUUAUUUUGCUACCAAGAGUAUGUUUAUAGCCCUUGUCGUUUUGGAGAUAUACUCUAUUCGAGGCAGGCACUUUAGCCAGGUGCCUAGUGAUGAAGAGGUUAAGUGCAUGCAAUGUAUUAUUAUUUAUGAAUAGAUUCAAGGUGCAUUGAUGUACAUUUUAAUAUUGCCUUCAAAUUCAUGCUGGGAUAAAAGUUACAUAAAACACAGUAGUACAAUAAUACAGUAGUGCUAGUGCAGACACGAUAACACAUGUAGUCCAGAUCAAGGUUCUUAUGACAACGUUUCAGUUUUGUUUCCUCAGCCUGAUGAACCCUUCCAUGGUAGUCCCUCCCCCUGUUACCUAGGCAACAAUCAGUGAAUUGCUUGAAUAACCAGUCUGUACCAGUGGCAGACUAGUCACAACAUUUUCAGAAAGUAGUGGAGAGGGAGGACACACACCGUAAAUAAGGUACUAACUUCAACGUGUGUGUGUCUGUGUUAUGAAAAUUAUUAUCUGGUGGUGGAUGUUAUUAGCAACAUACUUGUUUGAAAACGGUUUUUUGAUAUUGGUUUUAUUACUCUACUUUGAUGCCUGAAUAUCACCUCUCUCUCUCUCUCUCUCUCUCUCUCUCUCUCUCUCUCUCUCUCUCUCUCUCCUCUCUCUCUCUCUCUCUCUCUCUCUCUCUCUCUCUCCAUCCCCCCUUUUAUCUCUAUUCCUACAGUUCAAGAUGGUGCGGUCUGUCAGAGAAGAAGGUAGUCGGCUGAGCACCAUAGAAGACCUGAAAGACUCUGGCUUCGGCCGUCCUCCCCCCCGACACGGCCUCAAGCUCCUCUUCUGGUUCGCCAACGAGUGCGUGGCGUUCAAUCACAACGGCAACAUGCUGGUACAGUGCCACCCUGAGAGAGGCGACUUCGGCUUCCACUACUUUGGCAACUUCGAGAAGAUUCUCCCAGUUCUAUUGCGAGACCACAGGGAAAGCUACUUCGAGGUGGGCAACCUGAACACAGAGACCUAUUCCAAAGCCGAGGACCUACCGGACUACGUGAGAAAGGACUAUGGGCUAUCCCUGGGCUACCGCCAAUGCAACAAGGACCGCAUAAUCAUCAGGCUGAGGCAGGGGGACGUGACAGCCACCUAUGUCACCGAGCACAAGGAGGACGGCGGCCGGGGGGAGUUUGACUCCGAACGCACCCACCUUGUAAAUCCGGAUUUGAUCCGCAUCAUACGGGACCCUGAGCUGGAGCUUGCGACAUUCCUAGACCAGACGGGCUACAUGGGGCUGUCGCUGAGAGAGCGCCUCCUCAGAGCUUUCAAGGUCUUCAUCUUGUUUGUGGUCUUCCUGGUGAUCGCUUCUAUCAUUUUGAGCAUCUUAGGGAAGUUGUAGAGAGAGGAGUCUGAUGUUAGCCAUUGUGCAUUUAUAGGUUAAGUACAUAGGUCAUUUGCCAUAGUGUUUUGGUUGGUUAGGUCAUAUAGCCCAGUAAAUACAAUGGUUAUAUUAUUUUAUAAAUAGUAAAAUAGUUAUGUUAUAAAUAGUAUGUUAUUAGGCCUAUUUGUAAUAUAGGAUAUAUCUGUUUAAAAACAUGAAUUUACAUGAAUGGCAACUUUCUUUCUGUGACUAUUUUGAAUAAAAAUCAAAGAAGAAAAGAAGACUAAUUAGCCAAUGUCUCUUGCUGUUGUUUCAUUAUAACAAAACAUGUAAUCUCUCUUGUUGUUUCAUUAUAGCAAAAAUCGGAUGUCAUCUCAGGGGAGUAUGACUCCGAACCCCCAGAACGAUCAGGUCCGGACCAGAACACCUGGGAUGAUUUGGUUCGGACCACUUGGGAUCCGGAGCAGCACCAGACCACGUCCCAGUUGGGACUAUCGCUGAGACAAAGGUUCACCAGCGUCUUUGUAGUCAUGCUAGUGGUCCUCCUGGUCAUCACUUUGAUCGUUUUGGUCAUCUUAGGGAAGUUGUAGAGAUAGCAGUUAUUGUAGUUGUUGUGCUGCUGUUGGUCCAUCAGGGUUGGGGUCAAUUCUAUUUCAAUUCAGUCAAUUCAGGAA